This is a messenger RNA of Penicillium coprophilum, 1869 nucleotides long. RefSeq lists its product as uncharacterized. The transcript has a single exon. NCBI's taxonomy places the organism in Eukaryota, Fungi, Ascomycota, Eurotiomycetes, Eurotiales, Aspergillaceae. Bases 1 to 1869 code for a protein of 622 amino acids. The record is from RefSeq and is a predicted model, not a curated record.
AUGGAUCAAACAUAUACAGAAUGGCGACAUUUGAUCGACGGCAUAGGGGAAGGGCCAGCGAAACCAGACCAUUCGACCUCGCAUAUACAGUUCACAGUUCCAUCAACCCCGUCCAAUACCUCACUGAUACCACAUCUUGAGAGCGUCCAUCAUGUCUUUGGACAAGCACUUAGUGUUGAUAUACGUUUAAUGAUUUGGCCCGAAAGCUGGUUCCCAGGGGAUGAUCGACUGAGCCCCUUGUGGCUCCGGCCUUGGAUAAAAUUUCCUCAACUCCAAGAGGAGAUGUGGAACAAAAUCCUCAAUGCGCCUGAGCUCGUCAAUUCAUGUAUUUUCCCUCCACCAACCUCAAUCCAAUACACUGCUCAGCUCGUGAAAUGGUACGCGGUGUAUUCGGAAGACACUUUGAAGCAAUUUGCGCACAGAACACUGGACGACUUUCUCGCGCUGAUCGUUAAUUUUCUGGAACAUGAGCAGCCACUGCGAUAUACAUUCAGUGCCCGCGGAAAGCUGAACUUUGACCGUCCGCGUCAUUGCUGCAUUUCUGUUGCCAAAUGCGGAUUCGAAGAGCCAGCAUACGCAGUUCUGUAUAUUCCACCAUUUUGUCUGACUUUGCCCGAACUAGUUGCAGGGUUGCGCGCGAUAUCACCGGUCGAUGUCUUCGACAAGGAGCCCAAUACAUUUGAGGAACAUGCCACGACUAUUGUGGUUCGUGCGAUCGCUCGAAUCUAUUCAAGAAUGAUGGGCGCUGGGAUCCAGUAUGGGUAUAUCUACACAGGAGAGGCCCUGGUUUUUCUUCACAUCGACCCAAAAGACUGUACCGCCAUAGAAUAUUAUCUCUGUGUUCCUGGCCGUGACAUCGCUGCUCAUGGUUAUGAUCCACAUUCAAAAUGGGUUCGCCGUACGGCUUUGGGCCAAGUCCUCGCUUUCACACUUCAAUCAUUUGCUGCCGGUCCACCAACGCAGGAAUGGCAUGACGCAGUCUAUCAAUCCUAUCGCCCGCUCGAAGGCGACUACUCCCUCCUCAUGCCCCAAGCUCCGGAUGACAUUCGAUUCAGCCCGCCAGCAGAGUUUAUGUAUGAAGACUCGUUCUGGACUAGAUUCUGGGGAAAUCUCCUGCAAGCAGAGAUAAAAGCGAGCGGCCCUGAAAGUCCAUCUUCACAAACCUCUGGGUUAGAUAUUUGCAAGCCUUACUGUACCCAGGCAUGCCUCUUCGGUACUUUCGAAAAGGGGCUUCUGGAUGAAAACUGUCCAAACGUUGCUGAGCACGGCAUGGCAAGACAUCAGCUCAACUCACAGGAGAUCUGCGACAGGAUGAAUGAGCAACUUCGAGAAAACCGAUAUAGAGGAUUCCAGCAGCUGCACAUUGUUGGUCGAACCUGUUAUCUAUUGAAAGCAACUUUGCGGUCUCAUGGAUAUACGAUGAUGAUCAAGGCUACCGGCACAAGCCAGUCGCGCAGGAUCAAAGCUGAACUGAUCAACUAUCAGAGUCUGAAAUCGCUGCAGGGCUCUCAAAUCCCUGUAUGUCUUGGGAUGUUUGAGCCUAAGAUCCCAUAUUGGUAUCACGGGGUUCAAAUGAACUACAUGCUGCUCCUCAGCUGGUCUGGCAUUCGAACGGACGAACAUACCACCUAUGAAACGACUCAGUAUCUUGAACAGGAAAUGCGGAAACUUGAAGAUAUCCUUCAAGAACAUGGAGUUGUUCAGAAAGAUGCAGCCUUCCGGAAUGUGCUGUGGAAUCCUGACACAGAGUCCUUCAUGAUGAUUGAUUUGGAAGAUAUGAAAUGGCUGAAGGGACCUCCACAGGGUUCCAAGGGACACCGCAGUCGUCAAACACAAUCCAGCAUAGACGAAAUCCGGACAUGUAGCUAG